AUGCCCAAUCGAUCUGGGACCAGUACGUCGGCAAACACGACGAAAGACAUCAGCACCAGGACGGUCCACUACCCACUACCCAUUCAGGCGAGUACGCCCGUGCAUUCAUGCGACCCGCUCGCGAGACACGAUGCCCGAGACGUGGCUCAGCCGAGCUUGCGCAAGGCUGUCAAGGUCGUCCCCCAGGAUAGUGUCGUUUUCAGCGCGAGCAUCGCCUACAACGUCAGUUAUAGCAAGCCCGGUGCGGUCACGAAGGCCGCACGUAUGCCCGAGCGGAUCACGAGCUUCCUAGACGGUUACAGCAGGAUGGGCGAGCGUGGCGUGGGGCUGAGCGGGAGAGAGGCAGCAUGUGGCGAUCGCCGGGACGCUCCUUCCGUCCCCCGGCUGCUUGACGAACCUACUAGUGCGCUGGAAGCCGCGACGGAGAAGGACAUCUAG
Molecule: messenger RNA, 438 nt
Organism: Fomitopsis serialis
Lineage: Eukaryota; Fungi; Basidiomycota; Agaricomycetes; Polyporales; Fomitopsidaceae
Exons: 4
Coding region: 1-438 (145 amino acids)
Biological process (GO): transmembrane transport
Molecular function (GO): ATPase-coupled transmembrane transporter activity
Source: RefSeq, a predicted model, not a curated record